GCUUCAUUCAACACACAACAACAACAGCAACACCAUCCACACGAUUCGUCAUUUCUUGGCUGGGGCCUUGGCAGGUUCCGCUGGCUGUGUUUUGCGUUGAUAGGGCGUCUUGCCGGUCAUCUGGAUGUACGCCGUGGCGUAGUUGACAAUGUCGCACUGGUGCAGCGGAUGACGCCACUUGGCCGCGCGGUGCCGCUGCUCUGCCUGAACCAACACACCACACCACACCGCCAACAAACGCCUGAUGAUGCACCCACCCGUCUCUGCCUGCAUCCUUUCGGUCUCUGUGGCGUGCCGGUGUGUCUCUCAGCGUCUGUCUGUGUGUGUGUGUCCCCUCCCCCCCUCCCUCCCUCCCUCCCUGACCCUGACCGUCUGUUUGUCGAGCCACCAUCCGUACUCUUGGCUGGACACCAGUGGCUCGGUGUACUUGUCCUUGGGGCUCAGAUACCUGGCCUUCAACGUACGCGUCAGCUCCCCGUCAUCCUCCACACACCGGGUCCCGCCAGACGCACUCAAUGACACGGGGGGUGGGGGGCUGUCGUGGCCCUCCCCUGCUGCCGCGAGGUUGAGGGCCUUGACUGUGGACAUUUGUGAGGCGGGCAGGGAGGCCGGGGGGGAGUGGUGCGGCCUGGAGUUGACCUUGUCGGCCACGAACGCCACUGCAAACAACACACACAACCUUUGUCAUAAGAAGGAUUCCGUCGUGGUUCUUCGCACGUUUCCGUGGGUUCAGCUGGAAUCUUGGGCUAGACAUAGCGACAGAGGGAGGAAGGGAGGGAAGGGGAAAG
Messenger RNA from Vitrella brassicaformis, 788 nucleotides. Lineage: Eukaryota; Vitrellaceae. The record is from the annotation of a GenBank genome assembly.